UGAACCUUGAGAAAAGUUGCUGCUGGUGACAACGUCCUCUUCCUAGCGACCAGCGAGCUUCGCAGCGAAAUAAUACCUGCUAUGAUAAUACGGAAUCUGGCCAUCCGGCACGGCCGGCGGGCGUUAGCCUCGCCCGUGUCUCGACCAUGGCUACGACUCUUCUCGACCCAGCCGACAGACAUGGCAACGGCGUUUGCCCCGGCCCCGGCCCCGACCCCGGCCCCGGUGACCACUUCUACGAGCUCGACGGCGGUGACUCAGCAGUCCUUGGACGAGGCCGAGGCGCUGAAGGAGGCUAAGCGGAUCCGCGAGCUGCAGUUCAAGAACAUGCCCGGCGAGUUUAGGGAACUGAGACACCUCGAGAAGCGCACCAAGUCGCUCGGCUCCGAGAUCGUGCUGGACGCCUACGUGCCCGACGAGUCGCUCAAGAACCCGCCCGACGACGCGUCGCUCGAGAUGCUCAUGGCGUCGCAGGCGCACAUGGGCCACAACACGUCGUCGUGGAAUCCGGCCAACUCGCGCUACAUCUACGGCGUGCGCGCCGGCAUCCACAUCAUCAGCCUCGAGAGCAUCGCGUCGCACCUACGGCGCGCCGCGCGCGUCGUCGAGGAGGUGGCGUACCGCGGCGGCCUGAUCCUGUUCGUCGGCACGCGCCGCGGCCACAUGCCCGCCGUGGUGCGUGCGGCCGAGCUGGCCGGCGCCUGCCACCUGUUCGAGAAGUGGACGCCGGGCACCAUCACCAACCGCGACCAGAUCCUCGCCUCGGCCCCGCUGCUCAUGGUCAACCACCAGGACGAGCCUCUCAACGGCUUCGUCGAGCACCUGCAGGACCGCCGCCCUCUUGUUCCUGACCUCGUCGUCUGCCUCAACCCCCUCGAGAACUACACCCUGCUCUACGAGUGCGGCCUCGCCAGCGUGCCCACCAUCGGCAUCAUCGACACCGAUGCCGACCCCACGUGCGUCACGUACCAGAUCCCGGCCAACGACGACAGCUUGCGGGCCGUGAGCCUCAUCGCAGCCGUUCUUGGGCGAGCAGGCCAGCGCGGGCAGAAGCGGCGGCGCGAGGCGGCGGUUGAGGGCAUCGUGACGUGGGAGACGCCCGACGAGGACCAGCGGUUCAUCGACCGCAAGAUCUACCUGGAUGAGAAGGAGAAGGCCGAGAUCGAGGCCGCGCGGCCGCAGAUGCAAUCGGGCCCGGCCGCCGAACAGGCGACGAGGGAGGACUUCAACACCGAGCAGAAGUUCGCCGAGGCGUUCAAGAACGGCAACACAGGCGGCCCCCAAGGGCGGCGAGGCCCACCCAGGGCUUCCAGGCGGCGCUAAGACACAGUGUAUUCGUAUGUUAGUUAUUUGUAAGAUAAAUUCACCUGUGCUCGCGUGGAUGUUUGAUUGGGGCCAGACGGCUGGUCGUGACAACCUACCUUACCUUGGUAAGUGAAUGUUGCACAGCUUCGGAGCUACGGGAGGCUGUGAGCCGACUAGGAACGUAUCACUUGAGGACUGCAGUAAUGUCCACCCAUUCUACUAGGCAUAGGGACAAGUUAAUUUUAGUGUGUGCGUGGUUACAGGUAUAAGCCAUUUCACUUUGGUGAAAAAA
Messenger RNA from Lasiosphaeria miniovina, 1597 nucleotides. Its product is annotated as ribosomal protein S2, flavodoxin-like domain-containing protein. Gene Ontology annotation, biological process: translation. Bases 82 to 1323 code for a protein of 413 amino acids. The transcript has 3 exons. Gene Ontology annotation, cellular component: mitochondrial small ribosomal subunit; ribosome. Gene Ontology annotation, molecular function: structural constituent of ribosome. The record is from RefSeq and is a predicted model, not a curated record. Lineage: Eukaryota; Fungi; Ascomycota; Sordariomycetes; Sordariales; Lasiosphaeriaceae.